AAAAAGCUUCAGUUUGUGAAACACUCGAAUCGUGUAAAGAGAUGGCUGGAUGCACUGGAAACAAUUUUAGAAACAGCUCUUCAAAAACGAGUUUGAGUUCUAAUCUUAUAUUAAGGGAUGAACAGAUCAGGAAACUUAAACGCUUGGAACUUAAAAUUAAAAAACUACUGGAGGCGAAGGUGGAAACACCGGAUGUUCCCGAAAAUAAAUACCAGAGGUGCCGAGUCUUGGGUAAAAUCUUCUCGAUUCUUUUCGAUCAAGGACCGAUUGAACAAAUCUGCAGCCUUGUAUUUACUAUAUUCUCAAUUAUAACGUCCGUGAUCGUGGGUCCUGAAGGCCCGCCAAGCAUUAAAAAUGUGCCCCAGAAGUCAGGGUCACGAUUACUUCCCCCACAUAUCGACGAGCCUCUGAAUGUGUUAUUGGAUAGAAUGUCAGUGCUGUGUUCCGAUCCACCAAAAUUACCCACGGAGACCAUUAAAAAAGGCACUAAAGCGGAUAUAACGUCAGCAUCAGCCAAAGAUAAAACCGCAGCACCAAAAACAAAGUUGACUAAUGAAAAAAAGUAUGCUGCAAAUCGUAAUGACAAGUAUAGCAUCCCAGAGCGAUCCCAUAAAGCGAGAAAUAUACUCAAGAAAAGCUAAUCAAAAUAUUCU
Molecule: messenger RNA, 653 nt
Organism: Drosophila takahashii
Lineage: Eukaryota; Metazoa; Arthropoda; Insecta; Diptera; Drosophilidae
Source: RefSeq, a predicted model, not a curated record